Messenger RNA from Symbiodinium sp. CCMP2456, 270 nucleotides. Lineage: Eukaryota; Dinophyceae; Suessiales; Symbiodiniaceae. The record is from the annotation of a GenBank genome assembly.
GAUGGGUCUCGAGACUACCGUGUUGCUCCCAAGGACUUGUCUUCGCCUCAGAUCGCCAUCUCGCGAUCGUUGGGCGACCUCAUCUUCAAGGACUCUGGGGUCAUUGCGGUCCCAGAGAUUGUGGAGUGGCAGGUGAAGAAGCCGUCCGAUGCAUACGUGCUUGUAUGCAGCGAUGGUGUCUGGGAGUUUCUGAAUGCGAUGGACCUCCGUGGCUUGACCCUGGAGGCCAUGGAUUUGGAUUCAAAUCGCUGGCACAAUUACUGCAUGUAG